CGAUGAGCUCUCCAUUGUUUCUCCUAUCAUCACAACAAUCAUAGUUUUGCACUCCCACCCCCUCCUUUUUUUCCCCUCGUUGUACAGAAACUAUGUAACCAAAUAGAAGGCUGCGCUCUAGAUAAUAAAUAUUAGAAUAAAAGGAGCGCUUUUGUGUCCCAUAUGUCAACAUGUCUGUGGCGUUUUCAUCGACGCGUCCCAGGAGUAAAGGGGAGGUGACACAGCAAACCAUCCAAAAGAUGUUGGAUGAAAAUCAUCAUCUAAUACAAUGCAUUAUGGACUACCAAAGUAAAGGAAAGACAGCUGAGUGCACACAGUAUCAGCAGAUUCUGCACAUGAAUCUUGUUUACUUGGCCACAAUAGCUGAUUCUAAUCAGAACAUGCAGUCACUUCUACCAGCUCCUCCUAGUUCCAACAUGUCCAUGGAUCAUGGAAGAAUGAGCCACAGUGGGGGACAUGCUCCAAGCAACCUCAAUGACAGCACUGGAACAGGAGUGACCGCCACAUCCAUGAUGCAGAGUCAAAUGAGCAAUGGCCCGAGCCAUGCCCCCAUGCAAUCAGGUCACAUGCAGUCGGCUAUUCCAUCUACCAGUAUCUACAGUAGCUCGGCAUCUGGCUACAGCCAUGCUACGCCCUCCUCUCAGGGUAGCCUGGUCCAGGGCCCAAAGGCAGGUUAUGGUUCCUCUUCUUCUUUCUCCUCCACGCCCUCAUCUUCCUCCUCCCCUCGCAGCAACCUCAACAUGCAGUCGAGUCAAGUCUCCAUGAUGCACCAACAAUCUGCUCCUCCACACCACUCCUCAGCCCACUCAGCAGGACAGUAUCAGGGACAGCAGGCGAUGGGCAUGAUGGGACAAGCCAGCCAAGGGAAUAGCAUGAUGCCCCAGAGGCCCAUAGGAUCCUACCGCUCCUCUCAGCAAGAAUCUGUACAACACUACAUGGGACAAGAUGAACGCUACGGAGAGCAGUAUGGACACACUCAGAGCUCCACCGAGCCCAUAAACCAGCAGUAUUACGCUGAUGGCCUUGGAGAAUACUCUUAUCAGCAGUCUUCAUAUGGUGAACAAGGCUAUGACAGGUCGCUUGAUGAGUCUUCUCAACAUUACUAUGAAGGAGGUAACUCUCAGUACAAUCAACAGCAGACCUUAUAUCAGCAGAGGUCUGGUCAGCAACAGCCUUUCAGCCAACAGCAGUACUCCUCUCAGCAGGGCUACAGUGGGCAGCCACAAGGAUAUGGUCCCAGCCAGGGGGGAUCAUCCCAGUUUUCCCAGUAUCAGCAGAGUCAGAGCCAACAGUAUGGAUCCUAUCGCGCUUCCCAAGGCGGUUCCGGAGCACAAACUCAGAGACCGUACUCUUAUGAACAGGGUCAGUAUGGAAACUAUUAGCAAUAAAGCACCACGCUGUUUUGCUGUUCAAGGAACAUCUGCCAUUAUUGGCUUCAACGAUAAUCUCCUCAUCAUACAGAAAUGAAGAUCUCUCUGCACCAGAUUUAUCUUUUUAGAAAUCAUCAUUCUGACCAAGAUUAAAUCAUUUCAUAAAUGUUUUGCUUUCCUCCAUUCUACAUUGAUUUAACAAAGAGUCACGUAAGGGAAAGCAAUUCUGUUUACGUACAAAAUUGGAAGUUUUUCCAAGUUUUUCUGCCAUUCUAUUAGACAUCUAAACAAGGAAGAAAAUCGGUGUUAGAAAUUUGUCUUUUUUUAAUAAUUCUCCCUUUAAGGAGCCAGGAGAUUUUUCUCUUGGUACUUCUGAAGCAUUUCAGUUUUACCUUAGGCACAGGGAAGGACUUCAAAAGGAAGGCCGUAAAAACAAAAUUGAACCUUAAAAGAAACGUCCUUUUUAUUGUUAAGGUGUGUGGGUUUUGUUUCAGGGGAAGGGAAUUUAAUUUUUAUGAAAAUGAGUUAUUGUUUGAAAUCAGGGCUUUGUCUGUGUUAGUCAAACUAUGAUGUGUUGCCUUGAGCUCUAAGAUUAUAUGCAUUCACUUUUUACACAUAUCUGAGACCCAAUAAGUAGCUCACUGAAAAACACUGUAUACUUGUCUAGAAUGAGCUUCGUAGCUGUAUUUUUAAAACCAUAUGUUAGUGGCAUUACGCUGCUUACACAUAUUUUAGAGAUGGACAGGGAAAUUGGCUGUUAAUCAGCUCAAACAGCCAUGAUUGAUGACAGGACAGCCAGAAACUCAAAAUUCCGACUUUUUAUUUCAUUAGUGAAAGCAACAUACAAAAGUGUUACCAACUUGCUAAGACAAGCCUUUUUGUGAUUGAUUUUGCAAGGUGAAAAAGACCUAUAGUUAACUUUUUCUAGGAUUAGAUGUUCAAAAAUAAAAUUGAGCCACACAAAAAAAUGUUAGAAGUUUAAAUAGUGUUUCCUAAGAGAUGUCGAAAUGUGAUAAAAGUAUGAACAACUUGAGGUCAAUUAGCCAAACUAAAAAAUCUCCCAGGGCUUUAUAGACACCACUGUGGCAGUGAAGCAUCUGGACCUGAAAAUCCAGCCAAUGAAAAUCCCAACUUCUUCUUAUUUUUUAUUUCUUUCUUUUGCUUUCCCCAGGCUAUGUUUCGUUGUUCAUGAUAGCUUCUUUAGGUAUAAAAAACUUUUUGUCUCUUGCAAAAGCUGGAUCAAGUUGGUUAAAUAUUUGCAGUUAAGUUUUCUGAUUUAUUUUUAUCUCAUGUCAGCCCCUUUGCCCCUUUUACCUCCACUCUGCCCACCCUCUCCACAAAGAGGUCUGGCACUCCACACUUUAAAAAGCCCUGCUUUAGAAUAUACACAUGAUGUGCUAACCUUUAUCCUAACCCUAACACAUAGAGACAACUUUUUUAGUAAUCUUACUUAGCCAGUCUUUCCAUACUAAUUUCUGAUAUAUAAUGCUAAAGACAGUCUAAAUUGCCAUUACUCUAAUCAAAUUGUUUUUGUUUUUUAAAGUAUUAGUAAAGUUGAACAUUGCCUCUACUCUUACUUCUACAUUUACUUCUUAAAACAGAAGCCCACCAAUUUAGUGUUGAAUGCUUUUAUUGUGUUAUAUUCUAUUACAAUUCUUAAAUAGAAAUCAUAAUUGGUUAAAACUGGGAUCUGAACGUCAAUUUUUUUACAAAAACCUCAGUCCAUUAGCCAAGUUUCAGAUUGAUUAAUCUCUAGCUGUAUGCAAAGUUAAGAGGAUGCCAUUCAGUACUUGGGUUGCUGCUUUGUCUGCAUUUUAUUUUGUAGCUACAGUCAACAUAUAAUGUAAUUUCUGUAACAUAGUUUGUUUCUGGUUCGCAAGUGAUCUUCAAAAAGCCAAAGUAAUCCAGAAACUGAGCAGUGUCAUGUCCUGCAUAUAUUGCUUCAGUAAGUGCAAUACAUUCAGUUGUGUUUUACAAGGUUGUAAUGUCUAAUUUAUUAUUCCUUUGACUUUUACUUGAUGCAAAGUAAAGUUGACUUUGCUUAUUUAUGUCCUGACCAAUUAUGUGGUACAACUGGUGUGGUAUUUGAUAACAUUUUGCAUAAUAUGUGUGCUCCAUCCAUCCAUCCAUCCAUCCAUCCAUCCAUCCAUCCAUCCAUCCAUCCAUCCAUCCAUCCAUC
This is a messenger RNA of Xiphophorus couchianus (Monterrey platyfish), 3549 nucleotides long. Its product is annotated as calcium-responsive transactivator. Gene Ontology annotation, biological process: positive regulation of dendrite morphogenesis; positive regulation of transcription by RNA polymerase II. Bases 171 to 1382 code for a protein of 403 amino acids. The record is from RefSeq and is a predicted model, not a curated record. Gene Ontology annotation, molecular function: transcription coactivator activity. NCBI's taxonomy places the organism in Eukaryota, Metazoa, Chordata, Actinopteri, Cyprinodontiformes, Poeciliidae. Gene Ontology annotation, cellular component: nucleus. The transcript is spliced from 11 exons.